Messenger RNA from Leptopilina heterotoma, 1465 nucleotides. RefSeq lists its product as uncharacterized. Lineage: Eukaryota; Metazoa; Arthropoda; Insecta; Hymenoptera; Figitidae. The transcript is spliced from 2 exons. Bases 238 to 1122 code for a protein of 294 amino acids. The record is from RefSeq and is a predicted model, not a curated record.
AGUCAGGUUAUCAGUACUGAUUGACAUGGUUAACACAUGGUUAAGUUUGAUAUCGGUUUGAUAAUAACGUUAUAAUACCAAUAAUAAUAAUUGUUGAAUUAAAGAGACUAAUUUAAGUUCUAUAUUGUAUAUUAAUGUGCACCAUAUGCAUUUUUAAAAAUUGAAAGAUAGUCGUUGUUAUCAAACUGAGAUUUAAAAAACGACAAAUAUUGUGAGCUGUCAGUUGAUCAAUACACCAUGAAUGAUUCCUUUCUGGACGAGCUGGAUCUAGGACAUCAGCAGGUGAACCAGUUUAUAACAACAAGAAAGAGUAGAUCUUCAAGUGGACCAGUGAAAUGCAACGACUUUGAAUUCUUAGUGAAAGAAAAUAUAGGCACAAAUACAAAUGCAGGUAUUGUCGAUAGAAAAGAAUUAAUUAACGAUCAAAAGAAAAAAAUCACAAAGCAACAUGAUUUUAAAAAACAAACUGAACAGGAGAAAAAAAUUCAGCUAAUAGAAUCUAAAAUGAUCGAUAAAAAAAUUAAAUCACUAGAAACAAGAGUUAAACCUACCGAAUCGACAAGAUUAAAAUGCGAAGAGUUGAAAACAAAGCAUCAGGUUUUAAAAAACAGAGUCUCUGAUUCAAGACAGGUUUACAAAGAGCACAAUCGUCGCUCUGGUAAUUCGACUCCAUCCAGCAGAACAUCUGAUCCGUCAAGCAAAGAAAACAAUAUACUCUCUGAUAAUGCGACUCCGAAUAGAAAUUUGCCCUCUUUGAAGAAAGUGGAGGCCAAUGAUCCUGUAAUUUUAUUAAAUGCCGUGAAAGAAUGUAUAUCCUCGCACUCGAAACAGGAAAGCACCAAAAUCUUAAGAGCAAUGCAGGAAUUGCAUAUCAAUUCGCAAGCAAAUCUCAUUAAACAUUUGUUAAUUCAAACGGAGGAUUUAACAAGGGAAAUGCAUCCCAGCAGAGAUACAUCGCGAUUAAAAAAAUUAGUCGAGGAAAAUGAACGAAUGCGAGAGGACAUUAUUAUUUUGAAAUUAAGAAACGAAGAAUUGCAAAGAAAGGUCGACGAAUCUAUAAUAAUGAAAGAAGAAAAUAUUGCUUUAAAACUUAAAAUAAAAAGUCUCGAAGUUAAUUUGUGAUAUUUUUAAUUUAUUAUUAAAUAUUUUUAAUUUCUUAAAUUCAAACAUAAAAUUAUUACAAAUAGUCAUGGACUGAAUAGUCUAAAAAAAUUGUAUUACUUUUAGAUUUAAUUGUUAAAAUGUUGUCAUUCAUCAUGUAAUGUGUUAAUAAUGUGCCUUAUAUUCUUGAAAUAUUUUGGAGGUACAUUCAAUUGCGUGCCUUAUUGGAUGACGAAAGAUUAGACGGAACAUUAAAUGCAACUGCCUUUUCCAUUUUAUGCCCAAUGAAAAUUUUUUUUUAUUUCAAGACUUUCAACGUGGUAUUAAUCGUUUUUUAAAUAAAGUUUCUUACAUUUUUAAAAAA